Messenger RNA from Daphnia carinata, 1308 nucleotides. RefSeq names its product cyanophycinase-like. Gene Ontology annotation, biological process: proteolysis. Gene Ontology annotation, molecular function: serine-type peptidase activity. Bases 35 to 1240 code for a protein of 401 amino acids. NCBI's taxonomy places the organism in Eukaryota, Metazoa, Arthropoda, Branchiopoda, Diplostraca, Daphniidae. The record is from RefSeq and is a predicted model, not a curated record. The transcript has 6 exons.
ACGAGCGGUGGCGAGAUAUUUCUACUUGAGCAGCAUGGGUCUUUUAUCUGUCACCUUCCUAACAACUCUUGUUGGUCUUGCUGCAUCGCAGAGCGUUGUAUUCGUUGGUGGAAAUGAAAGCGACGCAAAUGUGCCUCUUUGGGAGAGAGUGAUUGAGCUUGCGGGAGGUAAAGGUGUAGCCAAGUUUGGUAUUUUUGGAACUGCGUCAUCAGAUCCUGAAGGAUCGGCAGCCUACUAUAUUGACUUGCUCGUGAAUGUAUACGGAGCAGCAAGCGCAACGUAUAUUCCAAUCACGGAAACAAGUAACAAUGCCGAUGAUCCUGCCAUGGUUGAUUUAAUACGACAACAAACGGCAUUUUUCUUUGGCGGUGGCGAUCAACUGCGAAUUUUGAAUGCAAUUCGUCCCGCCGGUAGAGAAACACUUGUUCUAGCUGCUAUUAAGGAAAUGCUAAAAGCCGGAGCAAUGGUUGGCGGAUCAAGUGCGGGCGCUGCUUGUUUGAGUGAUACUGUCAUGAUUACGGGAGGUUCAAGCUACGACGGGUUGAUCUACGGGGCGUUUAGUGGAGGACCCAACUCGAAUAAUCCAGGAGAUCUAUCUUACGAUGAACAUGGCGGUUUGGGAUUUUUAGCUGGCUGGGUUCCAGAUACCCAUUUCAGCGAGCGAGGUCGGGAAGCACGUCUUAUUAGGCUGCUCCAAGACACACGAUACCGGGACAUUGGGACACCUCGCGGUUUCGGCUUGGAUGAAGAUAUGGCCCUUGUAAUUACUGAUCUCUACACAAGACCUGUUGGAACAGUAAUUGGAACAAGUGGGGGAGUUUUUAUAGCUGAUGUCACAAAUGUUAUUGUUACACCUUCGGCAACUACGAACUAUGAAGGAGUAUCUUCCCAUUACCUUACUCAAGAUGACACUAUCGAUCUUACCACUGGUAACGUUACAUUUGCUAGCUGGAAAACUCCCCUGAAGGGCAACGAACAGUUUACCAAUGCUGAAAUCUCAACUGACAUCUUGUCGUCAAAGCAAAGUCGUUCAUGGGCAUCUGCAGCAGCGCAGUUUUUUGACAACCAAUUAGAUGACACUGUUACCCAUUUUACUUUCGAGAAAAAACCUCCAUUUGAAGUAACUUUUAACCGCCUAAGCGGAGCUGGUUAUAGGGGCCCUCUUCCAAGCGAUCCUUUGACGUUCGUCGUGUCUCACGAAAAUCUUCAAGUUGGAAUUCGGGAAAGUAUUGCGGUUUAAAGGCGCCAUAAAGAUUAAAAUUUCGAGUUUGUUAUCUUACUGCGUACGAAUAAACAUAAUAUUGUUGA